Molecule: messenger RNA, 3998 nt
Organism: Fukomys damarensis (Damara mole-rat)
Lineage: Eukaryota; Metazoa; Chordata; Mammalia; Rodentia; Bathyergidae
Gene: Spem3
Product: SPEM family member 3
Biological process (GO): sperm individualization; flagellated sperm motility
Cellular component (GO): cytoplasm
Source: RefSeq, a predicted model, not a curated record
AUGGGUGAGCAAGCCUACCAUGGAGCCCAUGUAGUAUGCUCUGGCACCAACCCAAGGAAGUGCCAGGACUUAGGAGACACAAUUCUUCUGAUUCUGGGCAGCUUCAUCUUGCUCAACGUUGGACUCAAUGUGGUGACUCUGCUCUGGAGGCAUCUGAAGGGCUUCUUGAGAAUUCUUGUCCAUCACUUUUUCCCUAAAGGCAAGGAGAUCAGCGCUCUAGGCAGCAGGCCUGUGUGCGUGCGCUGCACUGCAGAUCCCAAGAACCUGUGCUCAAGAGUCUCUUCCCGCUUCCAUCGUCACCACAGCUUCCUCUUCAGGCAUGCUAACCACCACGACUCCUGGAUACCAGACACAAACGGUGAAAAGGCUUCUAGGUGCUGUGCAAUGUCACCUCAACGUGGACAAGCUAGGGCUCCCACAGAGGCUCCAGGGGGACUGUGGAAAGAGGGAGCUGGGAAAGCACCUCAGGUCACAGCCUUGAAGGCCUCCUUGCCCUCCAAGGCAGAGAGUGCUUCCCAGUUCUGGAAGAUGAACAAGUUGGACAUGGAUCUGUUCUCUUUACCCCAAGAGAGAAAAACUAAGACCUCAGACCAUGACCCUGCCUAUCCUCCCAUCAAGGCCAAGACCCAGUCCUCAGCCCAUACCUCAACGGCCUGUAUCCCACCCCCUACCCCAGACUCUACACCAACGCAUGUCCCACCCCCUACUCCAUCUUCUACCCCUACACAUGCCCCAGCCCCUAUCUCAGCCCCUACCCUGGCUCACAGCCAAGCCCACAUCCCAGCCCAUGCCGCAGGUCCUGCUCCAACCCAUGCCCCAGCUCUUAUCCCAACACAUGCCUCAACCCCUACUCCAGCCCAGGCCCCAGCCCACACCCCUGAGCAUUCCCAGGCCCACAGUUCUGAGAACACCUCAGCCAAUACCCCAGUCCACCCCCAAGCCUAUGCCUCAGCCCACUCCCAGAACCAUGACCCAGUUCAUACUUCAACCCAGGCCUGGUCCCACGCCAAGGCCCAUAUCCCUAAGCACAUAUCAGCUCAAGCCUCAGCAAGUACUCUAGCCAAUUCUCAUCUAAUUCAUUCCUAUGCCCACACUCCAGUUCCUGCCCUAUUCUCUGCCAAAGCCCCUCCCCGAUCCUGUGCCUCAGUCACUCCUGCCAUAUCCCCUAUCCAAGCCCCUGUCCCAGUCCAUGCCUUGACUACCACUUCAGCCUCUGUUCCUGUCCCUGCCACAACCUCUGCCCCAGUCCUAACUCCUAUUCCUUCUACUCUGGCUACCUUUGGUCCUAACCACUCCACUGGUCGUGUAGUCUAUGAUGCCCGCAGGGUAAAACAGAACAUCUUCCACAAGUGCAAUGCCCAGAACUCUGGGUAUUCCAGAAAGGACUUGGGUACCCUCUCUAGGCCCCAAGAGACACAGGGUCUGGAGAGUUCUGGUACAUCUGAACGGACACCAAAGCAAAAUGUUGGGGACAGUCCUGAGCCUCCUGCAGAACCUAUUCUGGGCUACAUGGAGUUGGGGAAUAUGGAAUGGAAGGUUUCAGAUGAUGCCAAAAACAAUUUCUCCCAGACUAAGACCUUCCCUUACUACAGCUUCCAUCCUUGCAGUUCAGAAAGGAAAAACACAAAUUCUAAGGCUCCAGUAUAUCCUAAAUUUCUGAUCUAUACCCAGGAUGCUGCUCCUUCUAAACAUUGCUUUCACUCUCCAACCACUGCCCAGAGCUCACUGCCCACACUUACUCCACCAUGCAUUCUUUCUCUGCCACUUGUUUCUCCCAAAGCCUUUGUCCUAACUCACCCUACCAACCACCAGAAACCCUCCAACUUAGCACAAAACCCCACCUUUCUUCCAACCUCCAAGUCUCCUCAAUAUGUCCCCUCUUCACACUUUCCCACCCCUCCCCAGUUCUCCACCAUUUCCCAAUCCCUGAUUCAAUCCCCCGAACUUCAUGAUAAUCAAGGUCUUAGCCAAGACUCUGGCUUCCAAAGGACUCCAUGCCUUUCAAAAGACUCCAAAAUUCCCAGGAAUCCAGGUCUUAUCCAAAAUCCAGGCCUCAACAAUAAUAUAGACCUUGCACAAGAUCCAGGCCUCCACAAGAAUCCACAUCUUGCUCAAAAUCCAGGCCUUCACAAAAACACAGGCUUUACUGAAGACCCUGUUCUCUGCAAGAACCUCAGCCCUUCCCAAAACACUGGCCUUAACAAGAAAUCAAGCAUUACUCAAGAUUGUGCCUCCCAAAAGAGUCCAGGUCCUACUCAAAAUGCUAGUGUCUUUAGGAUCCCAUGUUUCACCCAACCCUCUGGACUCCAGAAGAAUACACCAUUUACCCAAACUUCUGACCUUCAGGGGAAUUCAGACUUUAUACAAGACUCUGGAGUCAGUAGGAGUGAUGAACUAAACCAAGACACUGUGGUCUACAAAAGUCAAGACCUCUCUCAAGUAACAGAUCUUGAAAAGAGUCCAGGCCCUUGUCAAGAUUCUGGAGGUAACAAGAGUAUGGGAAAUAUCCAAGAUCCAGGAGCCCAUGGAAGCCUAGGCCUUAUCCAAGAUUCUAGAACACAGAAGAACCCAUGUUUUGUCCAAGACACUGAAGUCAACAAAAGUUCAGGACUUAUGCAGGAAUCUAGUACCCACAGGAACCCAGACCUUGUCCAAACCUCUGGCCUCCACAAAGUCUCAGGCCUCACUCAAGACUCAAGAGACUACAAGAAUCUAGGCCAUACCCAGGAUUCUGGAGUGAACAAAGUCCCAGGUCUUACCCAAAAUUCUGAUUGCCACAGGAGUACAGAUCUUCCCCAAGCCACUGAAGUUGGAAAAAGAUCCAAACUAACCCAAAAUGUUGGAGUUUACAGGAGCCCAGAACAAGGCCAAGAUUCUAACCUCCAUAAGUGUCCAGGAAUUAAUCAAGAUCCUGGCCCUCAAAAGGAUGCAGUAGUUGCCCAAAACUCUGGCCUCCCCAAUCCUCCCCAUCCUGACAAAUCUGGCCUUCACAAAGAUCCUGGUCUCCAUGAGAAUCCAAGCCUUGCUAUAACUACUGACUCAGUCCAAGUCUUAGAUACACAUCUGACCCCACAGUCAACACCGUGUUUGAAGAAGUCAUUUAAAUAUGAGACAGCUCCUCAGAAGGAGAGUGUAGAGCAUCAUGUAUCCUGGGCUUCUGUCCCAAACAACCAAAACUCCUGUCCUUCCAAGGUCCAGCUAAUCUCCACUGGCCUGCAAACCUUUUCAGAGGUACCUGUACUAGUUGAGCUGCAGCCAUCCUCCAGACAGGCAGGCAGCCAAGACUGGGUAUACCACCCUGUGGAUACAGUUCCUUCAGCCUUCCAGAACUAUCGCCAGAUGUCUAUGCCUCCCAAAAUCAACUGGAGGCCCCAGUGCCCUGGACCAAGCACCCGGAUAGGGCAUGUGGUCUUUGAUGCUCGACAGAGACACUUAGCAGUGGGCAGGGACAAAUGUGAAGCUCUGUCUCCCCGGCGCCUUUGCCGAGAGGCACCCAGCAACUCAGGGAGACCACCAAGGAGUGGGGAUACCAGAAUGUGAUGAGACCCUCAGACAAAGAGGGGACAAAUCAGUAAUAAAGAGAGAAGAGAAAUAUUCUUUGGUUUUUCUAGGACAUCCAUUCCAGACCCAUCCUUGAUGGUGACCACUGAAAGUCUAAUGAGGACUAGAACUAUCAUGUCCCUGCUACUACUCCACAGAUCCUUAGCCAAACCCAUUAUUCUCCAGGCCCCAGACCUGCAUUUACAAUAUAGUAGCCCACUAGCCAAAUGUGGCUAUCAAAAUGGCAAUCAAAAUUUAAAAUUAUGUUCCUCAGUCUCACUAUUUACUUUUUAAGGGCUUAAAAGCCACAUGUGGGUAGUAGCUGCUCUAUUGGACAGCACAGAUUCGGGAUGUUUCAUCAUCACAGAAAAUUAUUCUGUUGGAUAACAAUACUUUAGAGUUUAAAGAACCUUCCUUCCCCUUGUCAUCCAUCCCAACAUUUUCAAAAUACCCAAAGC